AUGACGCAAAAUAUUUAUGAUAACGAAAAUUUCUUUGAACAAUAUGCCCAGCUCAAACGUUCAACCUACGGACUGAGUGGUGCACCAGAAUGGCCAUCGAUUGUGAAGAUCUUACCCGAUUUGAAAGGACUAAACAUUGUUGAUCUUGGCUGCGGAUACGGCUGGUUUUGUCGCUAUGCACAAGAGAACGGCGCGAAGCAUAUGUUGGGUCUGGACAUCUCAGAACGAAUGUUAAGCAAAGCAAAGGAACUAUCAGUAGAUAGUACAAUCGUUUAUCGUCUCGAGGAUUUGGAACAACUCGAACUGUCUCCGAAUACAUAUGAUUUAGCAUACAGUUCAUUAACUCUACAUUAUAUCGAACGCUUAUCUCAAUUAUUGAAAACUAUUUAUCAAUCAUUGAAAUCUGGUGGACACUUUAUAUUCUCGUCAGAACAUCCAAUUUACACUGCCCCAAUGGAACCUGGCUGGUCCGUUGCUAAAGAUGGCAGAAAAUCGUGGCCAAUCAACAACUAUCAGACAGAAGGACGUCGUGUGACCGACUGGUUAGUUAAAGGUGUUGUUAAACAACAUCGUACCUUGGGAACAUAUCUUAACAUGUUGAUUAAACAAGGAUUCAUCAUAAAACAUGUGGAAGAAUGGGGCCCUACUCGACAAGAGAUCAUCGAAAAUCCAUCACUAGAUGAAGAGAUCGAACGACCAAUGAUACUUCUAGUAUCGAUACAAAAGCCUGAUCGAAAAUAA
Molecule: messenger RNA, 741 nt
Organism: Adineta ricciae
Lineage: Eukaryota; Metazoa; Rotifera; Eurotatoria; Adinetida; Adinetidae
Source: the annotation of a GenBank genome assembly